Messenger RNA from Orbicella faveolata, 6514 nucleotides. Its product is annotated as tyrosine-protein kinase BAZ1B-like. The record is from RefSeq and is a predicted model, not a curated record. Gene Ontology annotation, molecular function: histone H2AXY142 kinase activity; histone binding. Gene Ontology annotation, cellular component: WICH complex. Gene Ontology annotation, biological process: chromatin remodeling; DNA damage response. NCBI's taxonomy places the organism in Eukaryota, Metazoa, Cnidaria, Anthozoa, Scleractinia, Merulinidae.
CAAAAAUUAUAGAAUUUUUUGAACACCGACUCCAUAUCGACUAUUACAAUUGUCGAGCCCGCGAUACCGCCAAUUCAUUUGAUUUUCCCGCCGGUUUCAAAGUUUCCCGCUCAUCUCGCUCAUCUCAACAAAGGACUCGACAGAGAGAACAGUCCUUGAGAGAUGCCGCUUCUGGGAAGGAAAUCCUUCAAGCCGAACCCACUUCCCAAAGAUCUGAGGUCUGCGGAAGAAGUAUUUGUCAUCAAAGAGACGAAUGAAGUCUUUAGGUCGUAUGAUGAAUACGUAAAUCGCAUCAUUCUUUAUGGAUUCCAAGUAUGGGGCUGUCAGCUGACUGGAAAAACAAACCUGAAAUAUGGAGAAGCUGUUGCAAGUGAAGAGCAGACACUUAAAAGACUGGAGAGCUUCCCAAAGUAUUUAGAAAAACCAAUUUUGCAGCUUGUUCAUCACAGUACAUGCACACUUCAAACCCUUGUACAACAGUGUUACAAAUAUCUAGAGAAAGUGUAUGUGGAAAAUGAGCCUGUGGAGUGUUGUGUCAAUGGAAAGUGGCAUCAGGGUAGAAUUUCCAGAAUUCAUGGCCAAGCCAUCACUGGAAAUAAGACUGAUGUAAGAUAUGACAUUGAGUGUGACAGUGUGCAAGAUUGCUUGAAGGAUGUUCCAUCUGGAGAUAUAAAACGCCUUAAGAAGAUGCCAUCAGAGGAGACGGUAAGUUGCUUCAUAAGGGCCAACACGGAAAACCCCUGGAGAAAUGAUAACAGCCCUUGGAUAGUCAAGACUGAUGUUGCAAAGAAGUAUUCCCUUUUUGACAAGCUGAAUGAUUUUUCAUUAGUCUUAAGCAAGACAACUACUCCUUCAUCCAAGAACUCCACAAAAGGCAACAAAAGUAGUGAGAAGCCAAAGAAGAAAGCCCUGGAUCAAAGUGCAGGACAUGGGAAACCAGGAGUGAACAAAACAAACCUAUCACAGAGAAAACUGGACUCAUUUACAAAAAGCACUGACAACAGCAAUGCUACUGUGAGUCUGUCUAAGUUAUCUGACAAGUCUCUGAACAAAUUCACCCCUGCAAAGAAGGACACUGUCAACAUUUGUUCUAGUUCUGAGAAAGAUGAUGACAAGACACCAUCAGGUCAGCUUCGUGGCACUCCUGUAAAAUGUAGAUUGGUGUUAACUCCUGUCAAGUCUCCUUACAGAGGGGGCAUCAGCAGAAGCCCUGCUUGUAAAACGUCUGGUGUUAACAAUGGAGGCAACAAGACCAAGAAAACUGUGGUCAUUGAAGAUGAUACAAAUGAUGCAGUCAUUACAAGUUGCAAGAGUCCUAAGAUAAACUCUGGUAAAAAGCUUAAAAUGUCUCCAAAGAGUGGGAAGGCCCAGAAGACAUUAGGAGGCACAGAGGACUCUAAUAAGAAGAACAUGAAAGAAGGAACUGUUUCUAAAAAGCUUGUUAUGUCGAAAUCAGCAACAGUUGAUGUUGUUAAGGAAAAGGAGCGUAUGAAAGGAACUGGAUCAAAAAAGACCAAGAUUCCAAAACCAGAAGUUUUGGUGCGAAAAGGAGAAUUAGUGAAUGUUGAUAGUGAUUCUGACAAGGAUUUUGAAUCUUCUCCUCACAAGCUUGCAGUUAAACCAAAACAAUCAAGCAGUAAAAUGAAGCAAAUGACGUUAUUAGACCUCACGAAGAAACCAGAUGAUCAAGACACAGUUUUACCAUUGUCACCAAAGAUGAAAGCCAAGAAACAGAAAACCCUGUCUGAAAUGUUUAGUACUGCCAUUCCCAAGGAUAAACCUAAUCAAUUGAUGAGUGCUUUGACAUUGAAAACUACACAAGUGCCUUCUUCAAGCUGUCUUAAUCUUCAUACCACCUGUGUAAACCAAGCUCUUGUCACUGAGAAGAGUAAUGUGGACAAAGAAAGAUUGCAGAGUUUUAGGCAGUUUAAUAAAGAAAAUGGAAUUUUAAACAAGACCUAUUGGCAGAAACUUGAAGAUAACAAGGUCUUGAACUCCAAGCCUCUUCCACUUGCUAAACCUGUGAAUAUGCCAAGUGGAAUAACAGCUGAAAUAUUUGGUGAAGUAGCCAUGAUAGCAGACUUUGUAUACACCUUCCAUGACCUUCUUGUUCCAAGGGAAACUCUGCAUAUCUCAAUAGAUAAUUUAUCGCAGGCCUUGGUUGCUGGUAAUGAGGGCUUUCCUCUGUUGUCCAGAAUCUUGUUCAUCUUUCUUCAGAUUCUACUGCAAGACAGGUCAACUAAGGGUCAAGAACUAGGCAUGCAGCUAGCUGAAAUGCCAUUGACACAACAGUCAGCAUCAGAGGUCUCACGACUUUACUUAAACUCAAAAUUCAAGAUACUAACAAGUUACAAAGACGAUAAACAGCUCCAGAGAAUACUGGAAUCACUUCAACAUGAAGAUUUUUACAAUCUCACUCCUGAGGAAAAGACAAAGGUGUUGUUUCUAUUUUUAGCUAAUCCUUUAAGGCAUGCANGAAUACUGGAAUCACUUCAACAUGAAGAUUUUUACAAUCUCACUCCUGAGGAAAAGACAAAGAUCCUGGUGACCCUUUGUCAUGAAGUUUUAUCGUCAGAUGCCAUGGAUGACUAUAUUGGAAGUCAACUCACUGAGGCCACAGAGUUAAGACUAGAGAAAGAAGAAGAGGAACAGUGGAAAAUUAACAUGGCUCAGUGUCAGUGCACUCUAAGACUGAAUCCCAUUGGAUGUGAUCGUAAUCAUGCCCGUUAUUGGCUGUUCAAUGGAGCAGCGGCAGGAGUGUUUGUAGAGCAAGGCUGGUGGAACUUACACAAUCUUUCUAAAACUGCUGAGGAGCCUUCAAGAGAAAGUGGUGACGUCGAAGGUGACACUGACAUAGAAAUGGUUGGAGAAACAACAGAAGUUGAAAACAAGAUGGACUCCUUUGCAAAAGUCAAUGAGCGCGGAGACUGGGGGAGAGAACUGGGAAGUCAACAGAGUUUUAAGUUGUCCACCGACAGAGUCAUACAAUAUUCACAUAAAAAUGUGAGAUUUGCUAACAGAGUGUGUAUUUGUGUUUGUGUAGAAACUGGGCCAGAAUGUGGCAAUGUAGAAAAAGUCAGCCUCCUCUCAGGAACAGAGACGUCCAACAAGAAUGUGGAAAAGAAAAUAACAAACGCUAAAAUAGGGAUCCCAGCAAAGGAGCAGAAUAAGGAAGUGUCUGAAGUUGUUAAGACUUUGAGAAAACGAAGAGAAGAUAUGGCAGGCAAAGAUGAAAAGAAACUGAAAGAAGAGAAGGAAAGACUAGAAAAAGAAGAAGAGGAACAGUGGAAAGUUAACAUGGCUCAGUGUCAGUACACUCUAAGACUGAAUCCAAUUGGAUGUGAUCGUAAUCAUGCCCGUUACUGGGUGUUCAAUGGUGCAGCGGCAGGAGUGUUUGUAGAGCAAGGCUGGUGGAACUUACACAAUCUUUCUAGAACUGCUGAGGAGCCUUCAAGAGAAAGUGGGGACGUCGAAGGUGACACUGACAUAGAAAUGGUUGGAGAAACAACAGAAGUUGAAAACAAGAUGGACUCCUUUGCAAAAGUCAAUGAACGAGACUGGAGGUUUCCUGACAUUUCAUAUGAGUGGUUAUGUUACAGCACCGUAGAAGAAGUACAGACGUUGAUUGACCAUUUAUCACAUCAAGGCAUACGUGAGAGUGCACUGAAGAAAUCUCUUAAAGAAAAACUUAAAACUAUUACUGAUGCUAUUAAUAGAAGAAACGUGUCCAGGAAACCUACAAAGCCUGAAACUGAUGAAGAGGGAGUUUUUAGCUCUAUUAAAGAGGAAUUGAAGGACACUGCUGAAAGACUUGUUUGUGGAAACUUAGCUGUGCUUCAUGAAGCCCUGGAAGAAUAUCAACAUACUGUAGAUCAAGGUUCAACUAUCAGUGAUUUGGUAAGCCUUAAACAUUUACAUACCUUGUACUGUUUUUACUGUGCACCAGGUAGAUCUGUAUUAAACUUCAUUCAAUGCACAAAACACUAUCCAGGGGCCAUUACGUACCAUGCAGUAGUUCCAAAUCUCGUUUUUAUUCAGGCAUCACAGCUUGAGAAGUUGCUGCCCGCUGUACUACCUCAAUUCCAUCAAGGUUUGUUUAGCAAAGACAAGAAAGGUUCGGAAGAAGCGAAACAGCGCUGGUUGGAUGCAGUGAAACAAGCCACAACUGUGUCUAGGCUUCAUCUGCUGCUUGAAAUUUUGGAUUCUACCGUUAUCUGGGAUUUAUCUGCAGAAAAUGCGUGCUGCAAGAUUUGUCGCCUCAAGGGAAUUGGUACCACUCUGAUAUUGUGCGAUGACUGUAAUUUAGGUUAUCAUCUUCAGUGUGUACGUCCAGCGUUAUCUGAAGUGCCUGAGGGGCACUGGAGCUGUCCUGCUUGUAAGCCGAGUGAAAGGCAGAGUAGCCGAACAAGUGCCAAAAAUUACAAAGAGGAAAGUGGAAGUGAAGUAGAGGAUGAAGAAGAGCCAAGUGAAGCCAAUAUUGAUGAUUCUGAUGAAAGUUCAGAGGAUGAAUCUGAUGAACAUGAAGACUAUUGUCACACGUGUGGAGAAGAAGGCGACUUGAUCUGCUGUGACUCAUGUCCUCUGGUGUUCCACAAAGACUGUCACCAGCCCCCUCUCAGGCACAUACCUCGGGGAGCCUGGAGCUGUUGGCAGUGUCGCCAGCCAAAGAACAAAAAGCAGAAAAAGAAUCAGCAAGGUGGCCAGAUGAAAAGGUCGAAACAAGCCAAAAACAAAGUCAAAGAGCCUGGCAGGAAGGACGAGCGUUCUUCAAAAAGUAACAAACUCAAGCGUCCCCACUCUCGAAGCUCGGAGGAGUCUGGUAGCGAGACGGUGUCAAAGCGAACUCGUCAGAGUCGUCAACCAAUAGAAAUCGUCGAUGGUAAGAGCGCGCGUGACAGGAGAAGGAAUGCGCGUGCGUGUCUUGAAGACAUGUCUGAUGAUGAAAGCGUUGACGGUAAAAUGAAAUCAAAAACCACACAGCGUACAGGCAAGGUGGUGAAAAAUGGCAGAACCUCAAGUAGGCUACAGAGGAUAUGUCAACACGAUUCAGAUGAUGAAAACGAAGAAAAGAAGAGAGGCAAGUCUAACGUCAAAUCGUUUUAUGGGAGGUUCAGUGGACGAGCCCGCCGACAGAAAAUUUCCAGUGAGGAGGAGGAGGAGGAUGAGACAAAUAAGCGAUACACGAACACAUCAAGGAACAGUGGGCGUGGAUCUCUCAGAAACAGGCCUCAAAUCUUGGAUGAUUCUGAGGAUGAAGACGUCGACGAUGAAGAAGAGUCAGGAAAGGAAAACCGCCAAUCUUCCUUACGUAAGACUGGCAGUCGCUCUAAAUCGUCGCAAAGGCCUGCUCGUAAAUCAACGAGAAAUCAGCGACAGAUCCCGAGCUCUCCCGAAGAAUCCGAAGACGGUGACGAAGAUACCUCGCGCAGUAGGAGUACUUUAAGCUCAUUAGAAGAGUCUGAAGAGAGUGGACAUGAUACUUCCAAGAGGCAAGCACUCAGAAACACGUCACAUGCAGCUAAUAAAACAAACAAAGUUACAGCGACGAGAAAGACUCAAGCACGGCGAGGAAACAAGAUUAAUGGAGAUGGAAAAGCUGAUAACACAAUGAAAAGCAAUAGCAAAGGAAACGAUGGGAAAGAAAAAGGAAAGAAGGGUGAACUUAGAAACAGUUCUGCAACCAAAGACGGGCAAAAGCAAGCCAGGAACACUGGAAAGACUGAAGUUUUACAUGAAGAAACCAAACGGCGACGUGUUAAUGUAGAGAUGGGUACCUGUGAACAAAUUGUACGGGAUCUCCUUCUUCAUGAAGAUAGCUGGCCAUUUACAGAAGCUGUGAAUUUGCGCGAGGUUCCAGACUAUUCGGAACUCAUAGCAACCCCCAUGGACCUGGGCACCAUUAAGGAAAAGCUCAAGACUUUACAGUACCCGGAUGUGGAUAGCUUUGUGUCAGAUGUGCGACUGGUGUUUACAAACAGCGACAAAUACAAUCUGAGUACCUCAGAUGUCGGACAGGCUGGCAAGAAUCUGGAGAAAUACUUUGACAAACUUUUUAAGGAGAAUUUCUCAAACACGGUCAAGAAAACCAAAGUCCAACGAAAGCGAUGAUCAAUUAGUUUUAUUUUGCUACUUUACCUUAGUUAUACUGAAAAUAAUCUCCGUGAACUGAAUCAAAUCAUAUGUUUCAGUUGUGUACCGAAUAAAUACAGGAAAUACAAAUGGCGUUAAAAAUGAUAGAAAGUGAACAAGAUACUGUAAUCGAAAAUUGUAAUCGUCCUCACUUGAGAUAAUCUAAUACAUUAAGUAAUGCACAGAGGACAGGAAAUUUUAGGAUAUCAUUUGUGCUAAAAGGUCGUUGACAAGUCUACCUUAGAGAACCACAAAUGUCUGUUAAUACGACACAUGAAAUAUCGUUAUAUUGUUGGGUUUUUUUAUCGAUUUGUUCUUGUUGUUUUUGUACUCAGAUUCUUCUGCUGAACUGAAUAAAGUUAUAAAAAGACGCAGAUGUUUCAAA